Molecule: messenger RNA, 3169 nt
Organism: Centropristis striata (black sea bass)
Lineage: Eukaryota; Metazoa; Chordata; Actinopteri; Perciformes; Serranidae
Gene: gpd2
Product: glycerol-3-phosphate dehydrogenase 2 (mitochondrial)
Exons: 18
Coding region: 231-2423 (730 amino acids)
Biological process (GO): glycerol-3-phosphate metabolic process
Cellular component (GO): mitochondrion; glycerol-3-phosphate dehydrogenase (FAD) complex
Molecular function (GO): calcium ion binding; glycerol-3-phosphate dehydrogenase (quinone) activity
Source: RefSeq, a predicted model, not a curated record
CGCCUCCUCUCGAACGCUAUUGGACGAGCGCAGCCGAGUUCUUGUGCUGUGAUUGGCUGUGGGAGCUGUCGCUCAGGCGGCCGUGCUUCCUGGUUGUAGCUGUCAAAGUGUCGCUGAUAAACAGCCCGAACCCUUUUUCCCCGCACCGACCCGCAUCAUCCCGCAGAGACCCGAGACCCGGAACCAGGACCCGGAACCAGGACCCGCCACGCAACAACACGUCCUGAACGAUGGCGUUCAGGAAGGCUCUGAGGCGGACGGCGGUGGUCGGCGGCGGGGCGGUGGCCGCCGUCUUCGGCCUGUCGCAGCUGAUCGAGUACAGGAAGACGCAGCACGGAUCGGCUCGGUUAGCUCACGUGGCUGCAGAGGCGGAGCUCAGCGUUCCCUUCGCAGACGAGUUUCCCUCGCGGCAGGCCCAGCUCGCCGCGCUGCAGGACGGCCAGGAGUUCGACGUGCUGGUGGUCGGAGGCGGAGCCACGGGCGCAGGAUGUGCCUUAGACGCUGUCACACGCAACCUGAAGACGGCUCUGGUGGAGAGGAACGACUUCUCUUCGGGGACGAGCAGCCGGAGCACCAAGCUGAUCCACGGAGGAGUCCGCUACCUGCAGAAGGCCAUCAUGCAGUUGGACUACGAACAGUACAUGAUGGUGAAAGAAGCUCUCCAUGAGCGAGCCAACCUGCUGGAGAUCGCUCCUCAUCUGUCUGCUCCGCUGCCCAUCAUGCUUCCUGUUUACAAAUGGUGGCAGCUGCCUUACUACUGGGCGGGGAUCAAGAUGUACGACUUGGUGGCUGGGAUCCAGUGCCUGAAGACCAGCUACGUCCUCAGCAAGACCAAAGCUUUGGAGCAUUUCCCCAUGCUGAAGAAGGACAAGCUGGUGGGAGCCAUCGUCUACUACGACGGGCAGCACAACGACGCCCGUAUGAACCUCGCCAUCGCGCUCACUGCUGCUCGCCACGGUGCCGCCGUCGCCAACUACACGGAGGUGGUUCACCUGCUGAAGAAGAAGAACCCGCAGGGCGGCGAGGAGACGGUGUGUGGGGCGCGCUGCAGGGACGUCAUCACAGGGCAGGAGUUUGAUGUCAAGGCCAAGUGUGUGAUCAACGCCACCGGCCCGUUCACAGACUCUCUGAGGAAGAUGGACAACCAAGAGACUCAGAACAUCUGCCAGCCGAGUGCCGGCGUGCACAUCGUGAUCCCCGGCUACUACAGCCCCGACAACAUGGGUCUGCUGGACCCGGCGACCAGUGACGGGCGCGUCAUCUUCUUCCUGCCCUGGGAGAAGAUGACCAUCGCCGGGACCACCGACUCGCCCACCAAAGUCACAGCCCACCCCAUCCCGGGGGAGGACGACAUCAACUUCAUCCUCAGGGAGAUCCGCAACUACCUGAGCCCCGACGUGGAAGUGCGUAGAGGAGACGUGUUGGCGGCGUGGAGCGGCAUCCGUCCACUGGUGACCGACCCCAACUCCAAAGACACCCAGUCCAUCUGCAGGAACCACAUCGUCAGCAUCAGCGCCAGCGGACUGGUCACCAUCGCCGGUGGGAAGUGGACCACCUACAGGUCGAUGGCUGAAGAGACUCUGGACGCAGCCAUCGAAGCCCACGGCCUCGCGGCCCAGCCCUGCAAGACCGUGGGUCUGAUGCUGGAGGGGGCCAAGGGCUGGACGCCGACCCUCUACAUCCGCCUGGUGCAGGACUACGGCCUGGAGAACGAGGUGGCUCAGCACCUGGCCUCAACGUACGGAGGGAAAGCCUUCGAUGUGGCCAAGAUGGCUCAGGUCACCGGGCAGAGGUGGCCGAUCGUGGGGAAACGAUUGGUGUCUGAAUUCCCGUACAUCGAGAGCGAGGUGAUGUAUGCCAUUAAGGAGUACGCCUGCACGGCCACGGACGUCAUCGCCCGGCGGACGCGGCUCGGCUUCCUGAACGUGCAGGCGGCGGACGAAGCCCUGCCGCGCAUCGUGCACAUCAUGGGCAAAGAGCUGGACUGGAGUCAGGAGCGCAAGACGGCGGAGCUGGAAGCAGCCCGCAGGUUUCUGUACCUGGAGAUGGGCUACAGGUCUCGUUCUGAACAGCUGACCAAGACGUCUGAGAUCAACCUGGACAACCAGGAGAUCGUCAGGUACAAGAAGCGUUUCCAUAAGUUUGACAAAGAAAGCAAAGGAUUCAUCACGACGGUGGACGUGCAGCAGGUCCUGGAGAGCAUCAAUGUCCAAAUAGAUGAAAACUCACUCCAUGAAAUCCUUAAUGAGGUGGACCUCAACAAGAACGGUCAAGUGGAAAUUGAUGAAUUCUUGCAGCUGAUGAGUGCGGUGAAGAAGGGACAGGUGUCGGACAGCCGGCUCGCCAUGCUGAUGAAGACGGCGGAGGAGACUCUGAAUAAACGAGGCCCGGUGACGGUGGACCGGAGCGGGGGCGGUUUCUGAUGGACUACAGGUUGCCAUGGCUACAUGAAUGAUGUUUUUAGUUUCUAAUGAAGAGUAGAUCUGUCUGGUGCCUCUGAUAUUACACAGCACAUCUGUUUUAUACUCUUUUAAACUUUCAUAUGUUCAUCAUUUACACUAUCUUUGUACUUUCUCCUUCUAAACUUUCUGACGAUGAUUGUUGGUGAAACACCAUCCUACAUGUGAUGCAGCUAUUUCUUUUUGGUCAUGCUUUAUUUUAUGGCUCCAUUAUUAAUUCCCUGGAAUUUAUUAAAACAACUUAAGUUUCACAGAUGAAAGAAAUGAACUAAAGAUAAUCCUAACUUGAUUAAUUCAUAAACACAGAUCAGACCCCAGCUUUAAAUCCUUUCUGACCUGAGCAGGUUACGAGCUCUGCUCCGCUCAUAUCUGAGCUUCCUAAAGCUCUCUGAGAUGUUUCUGAAGUUCUUCUAUGUUUCUGAUCUGGAUUCAGUCUGGGAGGAAUCCUUUCACUGCACUUAAAUCCUGAUUACUGAGUUUACAGGACAAGGUUUCCAGCUUUAAGUUACUGUCUGUUCUUUCCAUUUAUAUUUGUUUCUUCAUUUCACUGCAGCCAUUUAUAAACAGAAAUACACUAUAUAGCAUGAAAAGAUCAGGAUGUUUUGUUUGCAUGCUACAUGUCAAACUUUUAAACGUGAUUUUCACUGUGUGUUUGAAGUGGAUCUUUAGUUUCUGGUGGUUGAGAGCAGAGAAAGUGUUUGUUCCUGCAU